UGUUUAAAUUCUCAAGUUUAUUAUUAUUACUAAAAAAAAAUAAUGUACGCUACAUACUAUUUUAUUUAAUUCGUGAAGAAAUUUCCUAGCUGAUCAUGCCACAUAACCGUUGAGUUAAGACAAUAACUACAUAGUUGUCUUGUUUCUUUUCGUAUGUCUGUAAACCAGUAACUGGUAACGGUGAAUUUUCAUAAAUAAUUGCAGUUAAUAAAACCAAAUUGAAAUCGCACUGAAGUUAAAGAGAAUGUCGUUGAUCAAACCGUUUUGACAUAUCUGGAGCAAGAGCUAAAGAAGUAGAGGUACCAGGAGUUUGACAUAGUUUUUAAUUGAAAAUCAAUUUUAAGACUAAUUUUGCCGUUUGAGUGAAACAUCGAAAUUAAACUAGAACAAAAUGAUUCCAACAACAGUUUCAAGUUCUCCAACUACUGUCACUUCUAGUAUUUGUAUUAGUGGGAACACUUCGAACAAUAACCAACAGAGCUCCUCAUCUGUUAUAAUUGGUCUAGCUUCAUUGAUACUAGAAGGUCGCGGAAUUGCAGAUGAAGAAUAUCAAUCCAAAACACAACGUCUAACUAAGUUGAAUGUUGCCGAAUUGUUACUAUACAAUGCUGAAGCAGUUGGUGGUGCCGGAGUUGGUAAUGGUGGAGGUGGUGGUGGUGUUAGUGGUGGUGUUGGUGUUGGUAAUAAUGGUAGGCAAUCACCCAUGCCCUCUACAUCUAAAGCAGCUACAAAUUCCGUUAUAAAUAUUACAACGAAUCCACAUGCCUUUGGCUGUGCUACAGCCUCUUACUCAUAUGAUACGCAUCAUAGUAGUCCUGGUAGCUCAUUGGCAGAGAGUACGCAUCAACGUUGGACACAGAAAUUGUGUCAAUUACGUCAAGCUUCACCAGGAGCCGGUCUUAGUUCAGUUUAUGGUCAGAAUGUUGCUAUAAGAGCACAAAGCACUAAAGAUGAACCAGAAGUUAUAGCACUAUUAGGUGAAUGUCAAACACUACGACAUGAAUAUGAGUUUUUAAGUCGAGAUUUCUUAAAUCGUCAUGGUACUAAUUCUGCUGUUGCUUCUGCUGUAAGUGCAUCACCUUCAUCAGCUUCUGGUACAGAUAAUUUCUUAUUGUCUCUACAGUCAUUAGCCACAACAUGUUUGAGAGGAAGCAGUCCAUCAACAGAUACAGCUUGUCAUUUUACAAAUCAAAUUAAUCAGCAUAUACCAUCAGUUGGUAUAGCAGCUACAUCUUCAAAAUAUAAUUACCGUGCCACUCCACCCAGAUUUCCCAGUCCUUAUAUCGCGGAUACACCAGGCUCAGCUAGCAGCAGUGGAAGCUGCGUUCAAUCACCGAAACAUAUGUGGUCACCUGUAAUGAAUGACACUGUUUGUACUACUAUCAAUAACCAAAAGGAUAAAUAUAUACAACAAUCAACUGGCCGUUUAGCAACUGCAACAGUUCCAAGCUCUGUGAGUGACGAUCUAUCAAAUACAACAAAGGGUGCAAUAUACCCUAAACAGGGUCCACACUGUGAUCAGUUCCUCAGAAAAAUGGGUCUAAGCACGCAAUCUCAGACUGCUGAAACUGAGGAUCACAUCUGUGAUAUGUCUAUAUUAAAUAUAACCUGCUCCCGUUGGCGAGCUCACUGCCUUAGAAUGGAAGCCAUAAUUGCACGUGGAGAUUCCGUGUGCAUUGAAGUGUAUUUGGGUCCUGUGGGUAAUAAAAUAUUGCUCGAGCAAUGGGUAAUUACGAAAAAAGAAAAAGUUCCACCACCAACAAUGACAUUGACCUCAUUGUGUAGUGCAAUACGUAGUCAACUAUAUUUCUCCCAAAUAAGUGCCUGGUGUGAUUUAAUCAAAAAAUCCGACAAAUCAAUUUAUUAUACAGGACGCCUUAUAUUCCCGACACCAACAGGUGCUGCAGGUGAUCUUGCCACGCUUGUUGCUAUGAAUUCUACAAAUAUAAAUGUAACGCCCGGAACAUCACCAACAUCAACCACUUCAUCGCUCCAUGAAUUAAGUCAUGCAAUGAUAAAUCGAAAACCACGUCUGAACAUAUUUUAUCGCGUCAAGCAGUAUGAUUCAACUGCUUCCUUUAAUUCAAAACCGAAUGUGCACAAUUUUCCGAAUGUUAAUGUAUCCGAAAAUUGUAGCAUUUCAGUUUGUCUGAAAAGUCUUCCACGCAUAAAUGGCGGAAUACCAAAAAUUAGUUCAACGGUGCCUGCAACUGCAAUGACUGAGUGUUCCAGCACUUCAGCAGCAAAUGUCGGUAAAAUAUUAAAUCGUACCGCAACAAAAACAAAAACAAAAACUACAACAAAAACAAAAACAUCAACCGCAACUGCAACUGCAACAUCAACAACAACAACAACAGCAACAACAGCAGCAGCAACAUGCGAUGUAUUAAACUGUGAUAAUAAAGACAUAAAAGUAGCUAACUCAACUAAAGCAAUGGAACAAGUUGUUGCCACGAAGGAGAGACAGUCCGCCAGCGGCAAGCAGAAAUGUACGUUUUAUAUUGGUGACAAUAAUGGGAGCAUUGAUGAACUUGAGUGUGAUUGCAAUAAUGAUAAUGAUAAUGAUAAUGAUAAUGAUAAUGAUAUUGAUAGUGACGCUGGUAAACCUGGUGGAGAUAGUACAAAUUCAAUAAGUUCGAAUGUAUCUCUUUCACAUCGUGAAAAGCAAUUAAUGAAAUACCGGAAGCGUAUGUUGAAAAGAGACAAAAAACAAAGAAAGCCGGUUGUGUAUAAAUCAGAUAAUUCUAUGGAUUUAACCGAUAAUCAAAAACAUAAUAAUAAAAAUAGUGAAAAAUGUAUAUACCAACCAAUGGAAGAAUGCGAAAAAGAGAGCUCGAAUGAGUUAACCACAGUGGUAAAAACAACUGUUAUUCGCGGCAACAAUAAUGUUCAAAUGAUCUCAACUGGUACACAGACAUCAAUGACUUGUUGCCAACAAUGUGGCAGUGAGAAAACGUUUGUCUGUUUGAAUUGUAAAGGAAUUUAUGAAGUCGGUAAUGAUUCCUUAAGCGAAUUGGAUGAAAUGGACUCCUGCAGCAGUCUUAGCAGCAGUGAUAUACAUACGCCAAGGAAUCAUGCUGAACUGUUGCUGCAGGCAAUACAACGUACACCAAAAGCUGCCAAAAAUAAAAAACAAAUGCGCUCCAAAGCUGCCAUGUCGUCUAAUGCAAUGAAUUCAGCAGGAACAACUACAAGUGGAAAUACAGCGAUAUUAUUAUCACCAAUCUUACAAAAUAACAAUCACUUGAAUGUGACACCAGCAACAAGCGGCUCCAAUUGCCAUGUGUGCAAAAGACAAAAAACUCAACAUAACUUUUCUGGACGCUCAGAAGAAUCUGGCGAUGAUACUGAACUAAUAGCUGAUGAUGGUGAUGACGAAGAUGGCGAUGGGAGAGGUGACACUGGUGAUAAAAUUGAAUAUACAACUUUGAAGGAAGAGGAAGAUGAUAGUAAUAUUAUGGAAGAGGAAAUCUUAUUGACGACCACUAAAGUAACCGCUUUUGAGGAUUCCUCAACAAAAGAAUCGGGGUAUUUGGUGCUCCAAGAACGUGACGAGAAUAAUCAGAAAAAACAAUCACAUGGUCGAGAUGCUGUUGUUGUUAUGGUUGACAGUGUUAGCACGGCUGAGAAGCAGUUCAAAACACCUACUACUGAGCAACAACAAAAGUCACAUAAAAAAGAACAAAAUCAAGCAAAAAAACCAAGCAUGUUGCAAAUAACUCGUAAUUAUAAUAGUGAAAGUAGUUAUAAUUAUAAUGAAAGCACACCACCAAGUCACACCCGCUCUUUUACACGUAAAGGUUUGCCUAAAGUUAAUUUGACGCCCAUAUUCUGUGAUCCCGCCGCCACAAUUAAAGCUAGCUUAACUUCUCCUGUACCAAUUCGUUGUUCAACAACUGAUACCGCUUUUUGCUUUGAUGUACCAACUGUAAAUGGAACUUCAAAAACUCCGACCAAUAAUACCAAUCAUAUAGCUGGAGGUGACAUACCAGUGCAAAAAUCGUUUUCAGCUCCUACUUUGCCGAAUUCACCUUCACUCUCACCACGUUUCGCUAAGCAGGCAGCAAUCUAUAAACGCCGAUCUCGUCACCUUUCCGAUCGAUCUGAUCGUUCAUCACUUGGUUCAGAUGAACAGUUCUCUGAUGAAGAAGUAGAAUCUACUAUAUAUAGUCCUGCUACAUCGCCUAUGAAAAAUCGCACACGUAUGGCUGCUAUGUUUGGACGAGCACCAUUAUUGGGUAACUUAGAGGAAACCUUAUUACAAAAGCGUCUUAUGCCCAAAACAGAAGUACUUGGAUUUAAAGUUUUAUUAGGUGCAUCUGGACUUUUUUGUCCACCACAAUUAACUAUACCAGCUACAGCUUAUUUUUAUGAGUUACAUGGUGAAUCGCUUAGUACUCCAUACUUGUGUGAAAUACGCUUACCACGUAAGGGCUAUACUGUGCCACGUUAUGGUACUGUACAGGCAACAUUGCUGAAUCCAAUGGGGACGGUUGUACGCAUGUUUGUCAUACCGUAUGACAUGCGUGAUAUGCCAACAAUGCAUCAAACAUUCAUUAGGCAACGCGUUUUGGCUGAUUCAACUGUGAGCAACCUACUUGCAGAAUCCAAUGCGAAUAACAAUAAUAUUGAUAGCAAUGACUGUAAUAAUAAAAAUAGCACUGAUGUCAUUAAUAACACAAACAUUAAUUAUAGCCUUUCACCAAAUGGUGGCUUACAUAGUCAAAGCAAUUUAGGACACUUCAUAUCGGCUGAGAAUAUGAAACGUUUACGUUAUUCUAUACAUCUAAGGUUCCAAACUUCACGGUCUGGUCGGCUUAUGUUACACACUGAUAUUCGUCUAUUGAUCUCACGUCGCACCGAUUGUGACACUGCAGCUGCACAUGCCAAAGGCGUUCUCGAAGCACCUAACGAACUUAUUACCGAUACAGUUAUGCCAAUGAAUCCGAAGUACAGUGCACGACAAGACAACUCUAAUAAGAUUUAGUAGUUAUUGGAUUUACUACGAAUACAAACAUAUAUUCACAUAUAUAAUAUUUGGAAAAGGCUACGUAUUCGUUGGCAAUUUUUUCGUAUGCAACUUUAAGAAAACAGACAACAAACAAC
Messenger RNA from Teleopsis dalmanni, 5106 nucleotides. RefSeq lists its product as uncharacterized. The transcript is spliced from 8 exons. Lineage: Eukaryota; Metazoa; Arthropoda; Insecta; Diptera; Diopsidae. The record is from RefSeq and is a predicted model, not a curated record. Bases 392 to 4987 code for a protein of 1531 amino acids.